Microplitis demolitor is the source of this 729-nucleotide messenger RNA. Its product is annotated as 60S ribosome subunit biogenesis protein NIP7 homolog. The record is from RefSeq and is a predicted model, not a curated record. The transcript has 4 exons. The coding region runs from base 124 to 666 and encodes 180 amino acids. NCBI's taxonomy places the organism in Eukaryota, Metazoa, Arthropoda, Insecta, Hymenoptera, Braconidae. Gene Ontology annotation, cellular component: preribosome, large subunit precursor; nucleolus; nucleus. Gene Ontology annotation, molecular function: RNA binding. Gene Ontology annotation, biological process: ribosome assembly; ribosomal large subunit biogenesis.
CAAUACUUUUGGUCAAGCACGUGCUCAGUUUCAAGUUUACAUAAAAUUUAUUUACAUUAAAUUUAUCUAUCAAUAAAUAAUAAAUUAAAUUAUUUAAAUUUGAAAUAAUAAAUAAAAUAAAAUAUGAGAAGACUAACAGAAGAAAAAACAAAAUUAGUUUUAGAAAAAUUAACUAAGUACAUUGGAGAUAAUGUCAAAAUACUAGUAGACCGUCCAGAUGGAAUUUAUUGUUUCCGCGAGAAAAAGGACCGCGUUUAUUAUGUGUCUGAAAAAAUAUUAGCACUUGCAGCGACUGUUGCACCAGAAAAUCUUGUUAGUUUUGGUACAUGCAUUGGUAAAUUUACAAAAUCUGGUAAAUUUAUGCUCCAUAUUACUGCGCUUCAUUAUUUAGCGCCGUAUGCCCAGCACAAAAUCUGGUUGAAACCAUCAGCGGAGCAACAGUUUUUGUAUGGCCAUAAUGUAACUAAAGGUGGAAUGGGAAGAAUUACUGAAAACACUCCGCAUCGUCAGGGUGUUGUUUUAUAUUCCAUGAAUGAUGUACCUCUGGGUUUCGGUGUGACUUCCAAAAGCAGUAAUGACAUCAGAAACGCCGAUCCAUUGUCCAUUAUUUGUUUUCAUCAAUCAGAUAUUGGUGAAUAUAUUCGUUCCGAAGAUAAUUUAUUGUAAUUUUUUUGUAAUUAAUUCAUAAUUGUAAUAAAUAUAAAUUUCAAUUAAAAUACGUUAACUUUA